Messenger RNA from Syngnathus typhle (broad-nosed pipefish), 1698 nucleotides. RefSeq names its product coiled-coil domain-containing protein 177. The record is from RefSeq and is a predicted model, not a curated record. The transcript has a single exon. The coding region runs from base 1 to 1698 and encodes 565 amino acids. Lineage: Eukaryota; Metazoa; Chordata; Actinopteri; Syngnathiformes; Syngnathidae.
AUGGGGGAGCUGAGGUCAUCUACACCCCCACUUCACUUGGAUCUGAACAACUUUGACACUGUCGAUGCAGAAAAUAGCAGGUAUGUUUUAACAAGCCCUCGCUCCUUGGAGUCCUGUGCACGACUUGGCAUCAAACCUGUUGCUCUUCUGAUGAAAUCGCUGAAUGACUUAUUGUCUGAGCAGUGUGACUUGCCUUUAGAAGAAGUCAAAGUUAUGCAUGAAUCCUAUGACAGGCAGAGAAGGACGCUUCUGCAAAUGUGCCGAAAUGAGAGGGAGCGGAUUAUCCGGCAGGUUACCAGGUGGCCGAGCACUAAGAAAAUCUCAAGCCGGGAGACGAGACAUGACACCAAGCUAAAGGAUGACAUCAUUAUUGAUAAGACAACAGCUCCUAUUCCAUAUGCAGAUCUCUGUAUUAGGCACAAAUGUGUGAGUAAGACAUCCUGCUCUGCUGCAGGAGAACCAGACAGGAACACAAUCUGCAGCCUAGGUGACCUCAGACACUAUCCGGAUAUCCAAAUAAAACUACAAAGGCUCACUGAAGACAUUCGGAGGGAAAUGCGUGUGCCAAUAUCGCAGACCGACCGCAAGAUUGCAGCUCUCAUGCUGAUAAAACACCAGGAAGAGGAGGACCGCCUCAGUCAUAGGCAGUGGAGGGACGAGGAGCGAGAGGAGGCCCGCAGGCAGGAGGAGGUCCGGCAGGCGCAGGCAGAGAAAAGGAGGAUGCAGAAGCUGAUGCAGAGUGUGCAAUGCUGGCAUGAGGAGCUGGAGGCCCGCAGGAGGCUGAGAGCACGUCGGGAAGAAGAGAGAGCAAAACAGCUCAAAAGGGAGGUGAUGCUGCAAGAGGAGCGAUGGAAGAGGCUGAAGGAGCAGGUGGAGGCACAGCGGAGAGGACAGAUGGAAGCUGCGCAAAAGGAUGCACAGGUGAGGAGAUUCUGCCAGGAGAACAUGCUGAAAGAAAUGGAGAAGGUGGACAAAAGGCAGCGAGACAAGGAAAGACAGGCCGCUAUGGAGAGGGAGCAGAGAGCAAGGAGGAGAAAAUUGCGGCUGGAGAAGAAGGAGAAGAAGCGUCUCCAGCAGGAAAACAGAAAGGAGCUGCGACACCACAUCCUCCUAAAACAGCAAGUGGAAAAACAGAUGGAGGAUGAGGAGACACGUCUGAGGGAUGCACUUGAUAGGAAGAUGCGGCGUUUACGUGUGAAACACGCUCGUGACGUGGAGACUCGGCUGCUGGAGCUGCAGGAACGGGCUGCCCGGGAGGAGAAGCAGAUGCUGAGGACGCAACUCAGGGCCAAGCUGCACAGCAUCCAGCAGCACACGCACAAACAUCUCCUGGUCCAGCUGAGUCAGCAGCGCGUGCAGAGAGCCACUGAGCACACGUGGGCGCAGCAAAGGAAAAGAGCUCAGCAAACGCAUCAGCACAACAAACUCAGGCGGCUGCGUCACCGACGACUACAAGAGAGCCUGCAGAGAGAGGAGGAAGCGGUGAGAAAGGUCAGGGAGAGCAGCGUCGCCAUCAAGGAGAGGAGGAGUGAGAGGCUGCUCCGAGAGCGCGAACACGCACGGCAGGAAGCGCACAAGCAGGCCAUGGCGUCGUUUCAGUUGAGGGAGCGAACGAGGCAGCAGACACAAAGUCGCUCGUUUGCUCAGAUGGCUCAGGAAGCUCAGCUGGCCGCCUCCAUCAGUCGCAUGAACCUCUGA